GAAGGCUUUCUGAUCCCAUUGGCUGAGAGGCCCAGCAGCCGUCCAAUCAGGAGACAGAGGGCCGCCGUCUCUCCGUGCUCACGCCGUGCUCCGCCCGCCGCGUCAUGUCCAUCCCCAGCAGCAGCCCAGAGAGGGAGAGCUCCUCUGGGGUUCAGCUCGACUGUCCCUCCUCUCCCCCCGGCAUGGAGGCAGACCCCCCAUCAACAGGCAGCCCAGUGCUCACCCCUGACUCUUCCUCCCAUGAUGCAUUGCUCUCUGCAGCGGCAGCCUCUCCUGCAGACUCUGAGAAUCUGAGCCCAGAUGAGCUGGAGCUACUGGCCAAACUGGAGGAACAGAACAGGCUGCUGGAAGCUGAUUCCAAGUCCAUGAGGUCUAUGAGCGGCUCACGGCGCAACAGCGGCUCCUCGCUGGUGUCCAGCUCCUCCGCUUCCUCCAACCUGUCGCACUUUGAAGAAGACACCUGGAUCUUAUGGGGUCGGAUCGUUAAUGAGUGGGAGGAGUGGAGACGCAAGAAGGACAAACUCCUCAAGGAGUUGAUCAGGAAAGGCAUUCCCCAUCAUUUCCGUGCCAUCGUUUGGCAACUGCUGGGCAACGCCACGGACAUGCCGGUGAAGAACCAGUACUCGGAGCUGCUGAAGAUGUCGUCUCCCUGUGAGAAGCUGAUCCGCAGGGACAUCGCCCGCACCUACCCGGAGCACGAGUUCUUCAAAGGCCAGGACAGCCUGGGUCAGGAGGUCCUCUUCAACGUCAUGAAGGCGUACUCCCUGGUGGACCGAGAAGUGGGCUACUGCCAGGGCAGCGCCUUCAUCGUUGGUUUGCUGCUAAUGCAGAUGCCAGAGGAGGAGGCGUUUUGUGUGUUUGUGCGUCUGAUGCAGGAGUACCGUCUGAGGGAACUGUUCAAACCCAGCAUGGCCGAGCUGGGCCUCUGCAUCUACCAGUUUGAAUAUCUGCUGCAGGAGCAGCUUCCAGAGCUGAACGUCCAUUUCCGCUCCCAGAGUUUCCACACGUCCAUGUACGCUUCCUCCUGGUUCCUCACCCUGUUCCUCACCUUCCUCCCUCUACCUGUCGCCACGCGCAUCUUUGAUAUAUUCAUGUAUGAGGGCCUAGAGAUCAUCUUCCGCGUGGGUUUGGCCAUCCUGCAGUACAACCAGACGGACCUCAUUCAGCUCGACAUGGAGGGGAUGUCGCAGCAUUUCCAGAAGGUGAUCCCCCAUCAGUUUGACAGCUGCCCAGACAAGCUGAUCCUCCGGGCCUACCAGGUCCGAUACAACCCCAAGAGGAUGAAGAAACUUGAGAAGGAAUACACCACAAUAAAGAACAAAGAAAUGGAGGAGCAGAUUGAGAUUAAGAGAUUACGAACAGAGAACCGGCUGCUGAAGCAGAGGAUCGAAACGCUGGAGAAGGAGAGCGCUGCUCUGGCAGACAGACUCAUACAGGGUCAGGUGACUCGUGCACAGGAGGCCGAGGAGAACUACGUGAUCAAGCGGGAGCUGGCUGUGGUGAGGCAGCAGUGCAACACGGCGAGCGAGAGCCUGGAGAAAGCCCAGGAUACCAUCAGGGAGCUGCAGCAGCAAAGGCAUACGGAGCAGUUUGUGAACGAUCUGCAGACGCAGCUGGAGGAGUCCCGUCUGCGCCAAGCCGAGCUGCUCGGAGCGCUGAAGGAAAUGCAGGACAAGGUCCUGGACCUGGAGAAGAAGAGCAACUGCCUGCCUGAUGAGAACAACAUGGCCGCCCUGCAGGAAGAGGUGAAGCAGAUGAAGCUGAGGGAGCUGGAGACGCUGCGCUCCUUCAGAGAGAUGCAGGACACCGUCACUGAUCUCAACCAGCGUUGGCAGCAUCACAUGUCGCGUGGCAGCAGCACGGGCGGCGGCCACUGGAAGGAAUCCCCGAAGAAGAACGCCAUGAACGAACUGCAGGACAAGCUGAUGACGGUCAGACUGAGGGAGGCUCAGGCCCAGGCUGAGCUCCGGGAGGUCAGGCUCAAAGGCCUGCAGCUGGAGAGCCAGGUCAGGUCCUAUGCUGCCCUGCAGCAGCGAAUAAAACGCCGACUGCUCGGCUGACGCCGCGCCGCACUUUAUAUUUUCUAUUCAGUUUAUUUCUAUAGCUCCAAUU
Cyprinodon variegatus (sheepshead minnow) is the source of this 2112-nucleotide messenger RNA. RefSeq names its product EVI5-like protein (gene evi5l). The transcript is spliced from 15 exons. Lineage: Eukaryota; Metazoa; Chordata; Actinopteri; Cyprinodontiformes; Cyprinodontidae. The record is from RefSeq and is a predicted model, not a curated record. The coding region runs from base 105 to 2060 and encodes 651 amino acids.